Messenger RNA from Fimicolochytrium jonesii, 845 nucleotides. RefSeq lists its product as uncharacterized. The transcript is spliced from 4 exons. The record is from RefSeq and is a predicted model, not a curated record. Bases 142 to 690 code for a protein of 182 amino acids. Lineage: Eukaryota; Fungi; Chytridiomycota; Chytridiomycetes; Spizellomycetales; Powellomycetaceae.
AGGAGACUGCAGCCGUAGCGUGCGUAUCAACUUCGGCGCUGUUGGCGUAAGUACCCUCCCAUCUCAUCCCUUCCCUCCAUCAGAGCCACACUUUCUUGCGUGAUCAUAUGACGCAAUCCACCUAACAUUUAUAAAAAGUUCAUGCCGAAUCAUAAGGCGGUGUGGAGGGCAGUGAGAGAAGCAUUGCAGCCACGAGAGAUGGAUAUCUCUGCAGACACGUCGCCGUUUUCCUCGUAUAUGAAAGAAAUGCGCGAUUCCAAGUAUCGGAACGAAAUUUGGUUCCCUGCGGCACCCACAGACGUGAACGAGAUAAAGCGGGUUAAAAUCUUAAGCAACAUAUCUAACAUGCUUGACGUCGAAGAGAAAGCGCCGAUGACUGAAGCGACCUGGAUCGCAUAUCAUAUCUGGCCGCUCUUCGGAGUGUCGUUUGAUUCGGAGAUAACAGUAACGUUGGAUCAUUGCAGCUCCGGUCGCACGCGCAAACGACCAGAUCUAGUCUAUUCUUUCCAGGAUCGGGGUCAAACCCGCGUUCUGCUUAUCGCCGAGAUCAAGACGCCUUACGCGGCUCCAUCACAACGAAACAAAGAGUUGGCACGUUUGGUAAGGCGCGGCCUAGAGAGCCUGAAGCAGGACACCAUCUCAUUUGAUCACGGGGGCCACCUCCCCAACGGUGUUCUUGGCACGCUUUGAUGGCUUAGUUUGCACGAUUUUCGAGUUGACCCUUGGGAAAGGGAUAUUCCUCUGCCAUGAGAUUGGUGUUUUCUCCUUGGCUACGCAAGUGUCGGCGGAUCAGGAGACAACUGUUCUACGUGCGAUGUUGAUGGCCGAGAAGUUGAUUACGAAAG